AUGAGCCACCUUUCCAUUCCCUCUCAACGAAAGAGAGCACUGUCGGUAAACAAUGCUAGUCAAUCAGAAAAGGCCGCCAUGAACAGCGCGCUGAACGAUCUUCAAAAUGACUUGAAUCUAAUAUCUUCCGAAUGGAAUAAGGUUAUUACUGCGGAUGCCAACCCAUUGGAACUCGCAUUGGCAUUUUUGGAUGACACAUCGGUUGGCCUCGGAUACAGACAUAAAGAAUUCCAAAAUUUGAGCAUACGGCUGGCUAAUAACCUUCAAUAUGCGGUGAACGAGCACUAUCAGGCAUUUAAUACCAACAUCGCAUCCUAUGAGCAAACUGUGGAGCUCAUCAAUGAGUCUCAGGAAAAUAUUCAGGAUAUAAAACACAAUAUUGCAGGCUCUGGUGCCGAUCUCCUAGGAUCCUCGACGUACCUAGAAGAGCUAAACGAGAAUUCGCAGGGAAUCAAUAAAAUGGUUGCUAUUCUCGAAGCGGUGGACUUUUUGCUGGGUAUCCCUGAUACUGCCGAAGAUUUUUUGAGGCAGAAAACCUAUUUUCAGGCCAAAGAAGCCUUAACACGCGGCUUUUCCCUGGCGCAUACAUAUGGGCUUUGGCAAAUUCCUGCACUUCAAACCACAAAACAAAUCUUGGAAUCACAAAAGCACACUCUCUUCGAGACACUGAUUGAAGACAUCAACGACCUGAUUUACUCCAAAAGAUCUGCUGUGAGUCCUAGGUAUGAAGUGAAGAUUCCCCAAAAUUCGGAUGGAAACUAUAGUAAUGUGGAGAGCUACUUGACUAAUACUGUUGAUCUUGAAAUAGACGAAAAAUCCAUUACUUCGAACGUGGAGCUGGACAACUUUUUGGAAAAACUGAAAAUUAUGACAUCUUCGGCAGUAAAUGAACCGAUGAUUCAGAACUAUGCUCGGGAAGCAAUAUUCGAGAGACUUUUCGAUCUAUUAAACAUACUGAAUGACUUAGGCGAUCUUCAUCUUGCUCUUCUAAGUAUUGCUAGUCGCGCCAAAGAGGAAAUUCAUAACGUUAUUACUCAGGCAACGGAUGCAAUGCGAACAAAACAUCCUUCUUUGAUAAAAUUCACUGUAUCGUUAGAAAAUGAAAAUGACUUUGGUUUUCCUGGCUUUGAGAUUCUUCCACUGCUCUUGAGGAACGUAUUUUGGGAGAUAUUUUCAAAACUUCUGUUUGCGUUACAAGCCCACCGGGCAAUAUAUGAAAUCUCCAAAGCUUUGCAGCCAUCUUCUGUUGUUGGAGAGGAGUAUCAAUUCGAUGAAAUAUGGAAGAAACUUCUAAGCGAAGUUGAGCACCUUAUUAAAAGUUACACGAAUGACUCUAAGUUACGCGACCUUCCUAGGACUAAACUUUCUAAUUCACGCUAUUCCAACAAUAAUUUAAGCGAAGUUAAAAAGCCCCUAACUUAUUCUCUACAGCAUAAUCUAGAUAACGGAUCAUCCACCAGGGAUCAUACUAAGGACCUUAAAGAUCUACUAAAGGACAUGUUUCCGGGAUUUUCGGCUUCUUCCAAUUUAGAGCUGAAGUCGAUAUAUCUUGAAGAGGAAGUUUUCGAGCAAGAAGAAACCUUGGUACCGCCUAGAAUUUUCAACUUUACCUUCAUCCUCGAGUCACUGUAUCUCUUCAUUAAAGGAAGCGAGGGCGUCGUUUCUUCUGAAGGUUCUACAGCUUCAAUAAGCCCUUUCACAUUUUUCACCAAAUUUAUGGAUAACGAAUUUCUUCCUCAGCUAGACCUAACAUUGACCUACCAGUUCAAGGCAAGUGUGGAAUCGAUAAAUCCUUACGCAGUAGAGCAACAGCUAGGGUAUCGACCAGUUUUCACGGCGGCUAUCAAUUUCAAAAAUUUAGUUCACAUGGUUAUGUGUUUAUUCAACACGUCUUAUGCCUACAAGCCGAAAGUUGUGAAAAUUGUACUGAAAUUGCUCGACAGGUUUCAUUCAUAUUGUCUACAAGUUCAGACGGAACUUUUAGGAACCUCGGUAAAUAAGAGGUUGGACAAGAAAAUCAAUAGUAUAUGGACAGAGGAUACCAAACUGAGGGAUUUUACAAGAAGGAUAUAUGAAGGCGAUGCAGAUUGCUUAAGGGAUGAGAUCGAUCAACUCCUGAAGGCGUGUCCAAAUUUUUAUCAGCGUGACAGAAAUCUGAAGAAACAGGAUUUGUUCAACCCAUUAACAUUAGAAACGAUAGCUUUAUUUUUGAACACAGUGAAGGAUGUGAAGGUGUGGCUGAUGGGGCUAGCGAACGUAUCUGAGUAUGCGGAAAACGAUGUGUUGGGAAGUUCUUUGGGCUCGAAUUUUUUAAGGUGGGAGUGGUCUUUAUUUGAGAUUUCAGACAUUGAGAGUAUCCCUAACAUAAGUGGGUUAAAGCUUGUUCUCAAUAAAGAAAGCGCCCAAGUUUUCCAAAAUAAUAUAAGCAAGUUUGAAACCAUGGAAAACAGGUUGUGGGCAUCUCUCCGCUAUGAUGUAAGGGCAAGAUCCAUUUUUUACCUAACCAAGUUUUUGCAAGAGUCUCCAUGGUGUCCCGAAGUGGCAAGUUUUGAAAUGGACCAAAAUAUAUCUGCUUUCACUAGGGAGCUUGCGAUGUUUGAAAGCCGUCUGCGAGAAACUAUUGAACCUAAUCAAAAGGAGCUUAUUUUUGGGGGCCUUGCAAAUUUUCUCAAUGUAGUGCUAACUGUUGGGUCUCGUGGCAUUGUGGCGCUUAACCACAAUGGUAUCAGAAAGAUGCAGAGGAAUAUUAAUAUUUUGCAGCAAGCUUGUAGGAAUGUUAGCAAUACGCCUCUAAAAGUGACCCUGGCUCCGGCGUUUGAUUACUUCACCAUGUGUGGAGCGAGCGAAUAUAGUGUCAUUGAACGUGCCAAUGACGGUGGUCUGCAACAAUUUUCCCUUGUCGACAUAAAGAAUAUUCUGAGGCUACAACUAAGCGAAGAACUACAACGUCAAAUGAAACGUGAGUCUGGAGUAGGGAGAACUGCGUCGUUAUCGGCCAACAAACGCUUAUCGGAUGCUGUUAAUAGGCUUCAGCCCAUGGGACACGGCGAGUGA
This is a messenger RNA of Lachancea dasiensis, 3054 nucleotides long. The record is from the annotation of a GenBank genome assembly. Lineage: Eukaryota; Fungi; Ascomycota; Saccharomycetes; Saccharomycetales; Saccharomycetaceae.